Molecule: messenger RNA, 1791 nt
Organism: Thamnophis sirtalis
Lineage: Eukaryota; Metazoa; Chordata; Lepidosauria; Squamata; Natricidae
Source: RefSeq, a predicted model, not a curated record
UGGCCAUGGUCCUAGGCCGCUUGUUGCCGCCCCUAAUGGUUACACUGAUGCUCCUGCUGCCCUUGUACCCAGCUGCUCAACCCUCUUCCUAUCCAUUAUUCGUGGUUCCCAACGGUACAUUCAAUCAUUUGGCUCAAGCCCGGAGCACAGGCGGACUGUAUGUGGGGGCCGUCAAUGGCUUGUAUCAGCUGGACUCUGAGCUGAGGCUUCUAGGAUAUGCCCGCACAGGGCCAGACCAAGACAGUCCCGAGUGUCUCCCUUUCCGUGAUGUCCGUGAGUGUCCGCAGGCCCAACUGAUGGACAACUCCAACAAGCUCCUCUUACCGAAUGAGCGUUCUGGUGAGCUAGUGGUGUGUGGGCAGCUGUUCCAGGGAGUAUGUGAGAAGCGAGCUCUGACGGAUAUCACCAAAGUGUUGUACCAUCCUGAGGAUCCGGGAGACAACCAGUUUGUGGCAGCCAAUGAGCCAAAAGUUUCAACAGUUGGUUUGGUGGGGCACCACAAUGACCGGGACCUGCUCUUUGUGGGUCGUGGACUGACGGCAAAGCUCUCUGGAGGGAUCCCGCCAUUUACCAUCCGCCAGUUGGAAGGACCACAGGCCUUCUCCAAUGAAGGAAUGGGGAAACUGGUUGUGGGUGAUUUCUCAGACUACAACAACAGCUACGUCGGUGCCUUUGCUUCUGGUGGCUAUGUCUACUUCUUGUUCUUUCGGCGUGGAGCAAAGGCACAGAUGGAAUAUCGUACCUACCUCUCCCGGACCUGCGUAGAUGACACCAACCUCUAUUCCUAUGUGGAGCUGCCUCUCGAAUGCCAACAUAGUCAAGGGCAAUCUUACAACCUGGCUCAGGCUAUGCAUCUAGCACCUGGUUUUGCUGAAAAAGACAAAAUCCUUUUUGUUGUUUUAGCUGUUGGGCAAGGCUCCACUGCAGUUCCAACUGGGCGGACUGCCCUGUGUUCCUACAGCUUGAAUGCAAUUAAUGCAGCAAUGGAGAAGACGCGGCAGCUGUGCUACACCACAUCUGGAAUAGGCGACAACAACGACGAGGAGGCUGCCAUUGAAUACGGAGUGACCUCUCGUUGCAGCUCUUUAUCCAAAGAGUCCCCAGAGAUUUACCCCUGUGGGGAUGAACACACGCCUAGCCCCAUUGCCAGCCGGAAGCCAUUGGUGGCUGAGGCACUCCUGACUUCCGUGCCAAGAUUGACAGCUGUGGCUGCCAUGGUAGAAACAGGCCAUACCAUCGCCUUUCUGGGAGAUGGCGUUGGGCAGCUGCACAAGGUUUAUCUGAAUGGCUCCGUGGCACAGGUCUACAGCACGAUGCCCACUGGUCAGAAUUCUCCUGUCAACUCAGAUCUGCUACUGAACAGCAGCGGGGCCUACCUAUAUGUGAUGACAGCUUCACAGGUGUCCAAGAUCCCAGUCUCAGAAUGCCCUAAUUUCGAAGACUGUACCUCGUGCCUGCAUGCGGAAGACCCCUUUUGUGGCUGGUGUGUCCUACAGAGCAGGUGUACCCGGAAAUUGGAAUGUGAACGCCAUGAGCUGGCCAAUCACUGGCUCUGGAGUUAUGGAGAUGAGAGCCAGUGCUUGAGAGUGGAACAAAUUCUACCAGCCAAUCAGAGUCGAGAAACACAGACAGAGAUCUCCUUGAUGGUCCCCAAUCUCCCUGCACUGGGUGAAGGAGAGUAUUACCACUGUGCAUUCGGGACCCAAAAAAGCCAGGCCCAGCUUCAAGAUUCUUGGAUCCGCUGCUUAUCACCUGUUCCUGAGCAGGUGCCACCUAUCCAAGAAGGCAAAG